AUGGCUUCAGAUCAACCCACUUCGCUGCUCCUUCCCGACCCAAACGCGUCGCUGGCUUCUCCUCCUUCUCAUGUCACCCGCCACUCCGAAUCUCGUCUUGUGCAGUCUCGUAAACACGACAUGGAUACCCAUGAGAAGGAUGACCUCGGGCCAGCUCCCUCGAACAACGCCUUCGGGCAGUUUUCUUUCGCUCCGACGACUCGCACCACAGUAGUCACCACCACCACAACUACAACCACCUCUUUUCCUCCUCUUAUAAUACGGCCCCCGCGGGCUGUCGAGGACCUCGACGCCCGACAGUAUCCCCUUGCCGCGUCACCAACGCCCGCGUCUCUGAGGAAUCUCCGGUUCAAGGUUGGCGAUAAGUCCAUCAUUUUCAAUGAACCUGAAGAUGCUGCCACAGCAGGAGCCGAGCUCAAGGAACGCAAUGAUGCCCUCGAGUCCUCUAACGGGUUGAUUCGCUCCGUGAACUCUUUCUCUUCCGAAGACGGCAGCUCUGCUCGCCGACUCGCUCCUCCCAGAUCAGUGAUUCGACUUGGCUUGCCAAACCUUCAAAAUCGCCCUGUCUCUCCUGUUUCAAACCCCGACCCUCGCCCGUCUACGCUCCCUCGUACCCGUGCGUCCCGUGUACCGUCGGAGCCUGUGGCUCGACGGACUCGUCAUGGAGCAUCAACCUCAACGCAUCUUUCGCCCGCCGGUCUCGUCACCCCUGAAACAGAACACAACGUCGGCAGUAUUGGAGAAAGUGCUGGUCCGAGGCCGAGAAUGCACAGCGCGAACUUCCCGCGCAGGGAAACCCUGCUGCGCUCGCCUCUUUCAGCGGAGGUUGGGCUGGGGGGUAUGCGAAAUAUUACACUUCCAGAGCACCGGGGACUACUAAACCACAGUGUCGACACCAAUGAAGUCUCCGGUUCCGACCCGGCAUCCACUCAAAGCACAUCCUUUGCCUCAACUGAACCUACAUCGCAGCCAAGACCUGACCUGACUUCCCAGCUUUCGGCAAUCGAUAACGCUAUGGCCCAGGAUAUGUGCUUGCCAAGCCCUAGUCUGUCUCCAGUCGCCGCCAUGAAUGCUCUUCACGGCGAGUCGUCCUUUGAAUCAGAAGGGCCUGAUGUGGACACGGAUUCUAGCCUUGACCACAACGUUUCACGCCAUUCCCGGGCAGUUCGCGUUCACGAUGGAGAUUCCUCUCGGACCAAGAGCUUUUUCUCUCAAUCCGCUCCAUCGCUCAUGGAUAUGCCCCAGGUGCUGGAAUACUUUGACUCCGUUCCCGAAGAGUUGAAGACUUAUCUGAUGUAUCAAUUCUUGCGAAGAUGCCCCAAACCGACUCUGCAUUUCGUAGCCGACGUUGUCAACCCGACUCUGAAAUGCGACUUCCUUGCCUUGCUUCCUCUUGAACUUAGCUUGAACAUUGUCAAGUAUCUGGAUGUGCAAACGAUGUGUCGUGCGGCUCAAGUAUCAAAAAAAUGGCGGCAUAUCAUCAACUCGGAUGAGAAGAGCUGGAAAGAGCUUCUUGAUCUUGACGGUUACCUUCUUUCUGAGGGUGAACUAGAGCGAGCUAUUCGGGAAGGAUGGGGCUGGCAGUGCAGCAGUGUGGACGAUUUUGAAAGAGAUCUCAGCUUGCCUUGGUCUAGAGGAGACAAUGAGGCAUCUUCACUACCAUCCUCUUCUGCCGCCAACGACAGAUCCCCACUGACAGCUCUGGGCUCUCGACGAUCGAAGCGGAAAGCGAACACGCGUGCUUCCAGUCGUAAACUCGCGAAACGCAAGAUUUCCUCCAGCGGAAGUGGUGUGGACUAUAAUGAUCCAGACUGGAAGAGGGAUGUUGCCGCCUCGGAGGCACCAUAUGCCGCGGCCAACGCUGCAGCUGCAGCUGUCCCUUAUGCCGAAAUCGGUCUGCCUUCGCUUCGCGGAAUGUAUCUCUACAAGUCCCUAUAUCGUCGGCACCAUGCCAUCCGUCGAGGAUGGAUGAAGCCUGAAGUCAAGCCUCAGCAUAUUGCUUUCCGUGCCCAUGACCGUCAUGUUGUUACCUGUCUGCAGUUUGACACCGAAAAGAUUCUGACUGGAAGCGAUGACACAAAUAUCAAUGUAUAUGACACCAAAACUGGCGCCUUGAAGGCUACACUGGAGGGCCACGAAGGUGGUGUUUGGGCCCUCGAAUACCAUGGGAAUACUCUUGUUUCUGGAUCUACUGAUCGCUCUGUCCGUGUCUGGGAUAUCGAACGAGCUCGGUGCACUCAGGUGUUCCAUGGCCACACUUCCACCGUGCGCUGUUUGCAGAUCGUUCUACCCACUGAAAUUGGACGAGACGCAAAUGGUCGGCCCCAGAUCAUGCCAAAGCAACCCAUGAUUAUCACUGGCUCUCGGGAUUCUAACCUGCGGGUCUGGAAACUUCCGAAACCUGGAGAUCCCGUUUACUAUCCGACUGGGCCUCUUGCAGAUGAUACAGACUGUCCUUAUUUUGUCCGAGUAUUGGCUGGCCACACGCAUUCCGUUCGCGCAAUCGCAGCUCAUGGGGACACCCUUGUGAGCGGCAGUUAUGAUUGUACUGUGCGAGUGUGGAAGGUCUCGACCGGACAGAUUCUGCACACGCUACAAGGCCAUUCCUUGAAAGUAUACAGUGUUGUCCUGGAUCCCAAACGCAAUCGCUGCAUCAGUGGUGCUAUGGACCACAUGGUCAAGGUUUGGUCACUUGAUGAUGGCUCUCUUCUUUACAAUCUCGAAGGUCACACCUCUCUUGUCGGUCUGCUUGCUUUGCAGAAUGAUUUCCUGGUCUCUGCUGCCGCAGAUUCUACCCUGCGCAUCUGGGAUCCUGAGCAUGGUCAUUGCAAGAACAUGCUGAGCGCGCACACUGGUGCCAUCACCUGCUUCCAGCACGACGGUCAAAAGGUCAUAUCUGGAUCGGACCGAACCCUAAAGAUGUGGGAUGUGAGCACCGGCGCCUGCGUUCGUGACCUUCUUACCGACCUCAGCGGUGUGUGGCAAGUCAAAUUCAACGACAGACGUUGUGUCGCUGCUGUGCAGCGUGAUAGCUUGACCUACAUCGAGGUCCUAGACUUCGGAGCCGCUCGUGAUGGUGUCCCCGAAAACAAACUCGGCAAACGAGUCGCAGUCAACCGUCACGGGCGGGAGAUUGCCAACGGCAGUGUGGACUCCGACUCCGAUUCUGACUGA
Messenger RNA from Penicillium maclennaniae, 3174 nucleotides. RefSeq names its product F-box/WD repeat-containing protein. Gene Ontology annotation, molecular function: protein binding. The coding region runs from base 1 to 3174 and encodes 1057 amino acids. The record is from RefSeq and is a predicted model, not a curated record. NCBI's taxonomy places the organism in Eukaryota, Fungi, Ascomycota, Eurotiomycetes, Eurotiales, Aspergillaceae. The transcript has 2 exons.